Thlaspi arvense is the source of this 525-nucleotide messenger RNA. The record is from the annotation of a GenBank genome assembly. Lineage: Eukaryota; Viridiplantae; Streptophyta; Magnoliopsida; Brassicales; Brassicaceae.
AUGAAGAAAUCUGGUAGUUUCGUGUAUGUGUGUGUGUGUCUCUCCCUUGAGUUUAUGAAGAGAUGUGAAUCUAAAUGCUUUCGUUGUUGUUUUUGUAUUCGAUACCAGGCAAACGCAGCGUCGGGAAUGGCAGUCCAUGAUGACUGCAAGCUCAGGUUUCUGGAGCUGAAGGCGAAAAGGACGCACCGUUUCAUAGUUUACAAGAUCGAGGAGAAGCAGAAGCAAGUGAUUGUUGAGAAAGUUGGUGAGCCUAUUCAAACCUACGAGGACUUUGCAGCAAGCCUUCCAGCUGAAGAAUGCCGCUACGCCAUUUAUGAUUUUGACUUUGUCACCAAGGAGAAUUGCCAGAAGAGCAAGAUUUUCUUCAUUGCGUGGUGUCCGGACGUAGCGAAGGUGAGAAGCAAGAUGAUCUAUGCGAGCUCCAAGGACAGGUUCAAGCGUGAGCUUGAUGGAAUUCAAGUAGAGCUUCAGGCAACGGAUCCGACUGAGAUGGAUCUUGAUGUUUUCAAAAGCCGCGUCAACUGA